This is a messenger RNA of Paralichthys olivaceus (Japanese flounder), 987 nucleotides long. Its product is annotated as trace amine-associated receptor 13c-like. Gene Ontology annotation, molecular function: trace-amine receptor activity. NCBI's taxonomy places the organism in Eukaryota, Metazoa, Chordata, Actinopteri, Pleuronectiformes, Paralichthyidae. Gene Ontology annotation, biological process: G protein-coupled receptor signaling pathway. Gene Ontology annotation, cellular component: membrane. The record is from RefSeq and is a predicted model, not a curated record.
AUGCAAACGCUCCAAGAAGCUGAGCUGUGUUUCCCCCUGCUCCUCAACUCGUCCUGCAGGAGGCUCGUGCUCCCUCAGUCCGUGAGAUUAGUGUCCGUCGCCGCGCUGUCGUUCAUAUCUCUGCUCACGGUGACGCUCAACCUACUGGUCAUCAUCUCGAUAUCACAUUACAGGCAGCUGCACACCUCCACCAACCUCAUCCUCCUCUCUCUGGCCGUGUCUGAUUUCCUCGUCGGCUUACGUAUAUUCUUCCAAACCCUGCUCCUCGACGGCUGCUGGUUGCUCGGUGACCUCAUGUGUAGUCUGUUCAUCGGUUGGGAUUACAUCAUCACCUCCGCCUCCAUAGGAAACAUCGUGCUCGUAUCGAUCGACCGCUACUUGGCUGUUUGUGACCCGAUGCAUUACCUGACCAAAUUCACUCGGAGAAGAGUUAGAGUCUGCGUGUGUGUGUGUUGGGCGGGUUCGGCCCUCUGGCAGACAGUGAUGCUGAGGGACAACCUGAAACCCUCGGGCAGGCUCGUGUCUUGCACCGGAGAGUGUGUGGUCGUUAUAGACCAUGUUUAUGGAUUUGUUGAUCUGCUUGUGACUUUCAUCGGCCCAGUCGGUGUCAUCAUGGUUCUGUAUCUGAGGAUUUUCCUCGUGGUCGUGACUCAGGCCCGUGCCAUACGCUCCCAAAUCACCACCUUUGCUGCGGUGAAAGUCAGAGUCAAGAAAUCUGAAAUCAAAGCAGCCAGGAACCUCGGUUUUGUCAUUCUUGUGUUUCUGAUUUGUAUCUGUCCAUAUUUUGCUGUUUUAAUCUUGAGCCAGGACAACUCAAUCAACACUUCAUCUGAUAUACUCCUGAUGUGUCUGUUUAACUUGAACUUCUGUCUCAACCCCAUAAUCUACGUCCUCUUCUACCCCUGGUUCAGAAAAUCUUUGAAACUCGUUGUUUCACUGCAGAUACUGAGGCCUGGCUCCCGUGACACACAUUUCACGCACAGGUAG